AUGAAGGCGCCCGUGGAGCGAGGACCGAAUAGAAACUGUGCCCCAAAGCAGCACCCCCGCUCCUCUCACUUCCUUGCUAUGCGCUACAACAUGGGCAUCACCACGCCACAUCCUGACAACAUAGGCCUGUCCGCAGAGCGGGCACAGGAAGGAAAAGAGCGCCUGAUGUCAACCUGGACCCAGUCGACUACCGCCAAUGCCCAGUCGCUCAUCGAGGACGACUCCGAUGUCGCUAUCGCUGUCAUGGGUGCGACAGGCAGUGGAAAGACAACAUUCAUCAACUUAGCUAGUGGUUCCAAUCUCCGGAUCGGAAGAGGUCUCAUAUCCUGUACCAAUGUGGUCCAAGUCGCAGAGGCAUUCGAGCUAGGUGGCCGCACGGUGACUCUCAUCGACACACCAGGAUUCGACGACACCACCAAGAGUGACGCCGAUAUUCUUCGCAUGAUUGGUCUAUUCCUGGCGACAACAUACCAGCAGGGAAAAAAGCUGGCGGGCGUCAUCUACAUCCACCGCAUCUCCGACUUCAGGAUGGGCGGAAUAUCCACGCGCAACUUCAAGAUGUUCCGUGAGCUCUGCGGCGAGUCAACGCUCAAGAACGUCGUUAUCCUCACGAACAUGUGGGGUGAAGUCAGCCGCGAGGUCGGUGAGGCGCGCGAAGAGGAGCUCGCGACCCAGGACAUGUUCUUCAAGCCCGUGCUGCAGAAGGGGGCCCAGCUCCUGCGCCACGGGAACACUCGGGAGUCGGCGCACUUGGUCCUUCGACACAUCAUCGAGAACCGCCCGCUCUCGCUCCAGAUCCAGCGCGAGCUUGUCGACCAGAAGAAAGAUAUCUCGCAGACCGCCGCUGGGGCGGAGCUCAACAAGGAGCUCAUGCUGCAGAUCCAGAAACACCAGAAGGAGAUGAAGCAGCUUCAGAAGGACAUGGAGGAGGCCAUCCGGACCAAGGACGAGGAGACCAAACGCGAGCUUGAGAUCGAAACGAAGAAGCUGCAAGCAGAGAUGAGCCGAGUCCAAGCAGACGCGCAGAACCUCGUCUCAGAAUAUAGCAAAGAGAAGGCGAAGAUGGAGGAACGCAUGAAUCAGUUUGUUGAGCAGUCUCGCAUCGAUGCAGAGAAUGCAGCACGAGAACACGAGCAGCAGCUUGCGGCCGUUCGUACGCAGCUGGAGCAGAGCUCGUCGGCGUCCGCAGCGGAGAGGGCCAAGCUUGAGUCAAAGCUGGUGGCAUUGCAGAACAUGCCCCGUAGGCGAAGGGGAGGCCUCUUCGGUGCAGUGGGAAGUUUCAUCGACGGCCUCUUUGGUCUUUGA
Molecule: messenger RNA, 1305 nt
Organism: Cyclocybe aegerita
Lineage: Eukaryota; Fungi; Basidiomycota; Agaricomycetes; Agaricales; Hemipholiotaceae
Source: the annotation of a GenBank genome assembly